AACGUGUUUCAAACUUGUUAAAUUAAAAACAAUUUAAUUGCGUUCACAUUAUCUCACCACUCCAAUAUCGAAAAUUCACCUUUAAAUUGAACAUCAAACAGCCCUCAAGCAUCUGAGAAUUUAUAUUCUCCAAACUUUAUUCCAUUCCAACAAUAGUGCAAAACCAAAACUCUCCAAAACACUACCACCAAUAAUCAUCUCUCUCUCUCUCUCUCUCUCUCUCUCUAGAUCUCUUGUGAAGCAUCAUUACUCUUGCGUAUCAUCUCAGCUCCUGGUUGUUGAAAAUCAUCCGUAGAAGAUAAGACUGCCCCCAAAAAAAAAAAGGAAAUAUCAUUGCUAAUCACUAUUUGUUGAGAAUUGCAAUCCAGUCCAUGAGUUUCGAAGCGGUUGUUAUUUCUCAAUAAUGCCGGAAAUUAAGGAUGAUUCCGGCGACAUGACGGCCACCGCCGAGAUUCCGACGGGCACGGAACAAGCCCUGUUCGGGAAAUACGAGGUCGGGAAACUCCUCGGGUACGGCGCCUUCGCCAAGGUGUACCACGCGAGGAACCUGAGGACGGGGCAGAGCGUGGCGAUCAAGUCCGUGAGCAAGCAGAAGGUCCUGAAGGGAGGCCUCACGGCGCACGUCAAGCGCGAGAUCUCUAUCAUGCGCCGGCUGAGGCACCCCCACAUCGUGCGCCUCCUCGAGGUCAUGGCGACCAAGACGAGGAUUUACUUCGUCUUGGAAUUCGCCAAGGGGGGCGAAUUAUUCGCCAAGGUCGCGAAAGGACGGUUCAGCGAAGAUCUCAGCCGUCGGUACUUCCAGCAGCUAAUCUCUGCCGUCGGGUACUGCCACUCCCGCGGCGUUUUCCACAGAGACUUGAAACCGGAGAAUCUCCUGUUGGACGAGAAUUGGGACUUGAAAGUCACCGAUUUCGGGCUCUCCGCCUUGGCGGAUCAGAUCCGACCCGAUGGGCUACUCCACACGCUUUGUGGGACCCCUGCGUACGUGGCACCGGAGGUGCUCGCGAAGAAGGGCUACGACGGCGCGAAGAUCGACGUUUGGUCUUGUGGAAUUAUUCUCUACGUUUUAAACGCCGGUUAUUUACCGUUUAACGAUCCGAAUUUGAUGGUGAUGUAUCGGAAAAUCUACAAGGGCGAGUUUCGGUGCCCGAAAUGGACGUCUCCUGAGCUCAAUCGGUUUCUCUCUCGCCUACUCGACACGAAUCCGAGCACUCGCAUCACGGUCGACCAGAUCAUAAACGACCCGUGGUUCAAAAAAGGUUACAAACACAUCCAAACCAGUUCCGAUGAUUUACCAUUUGAUUUCAAAGUAGACGACAACGACGACAGCAAAAAGUUCUUAAACGCGUUCGAUAUAAUAUCGUUCUCCUCCGGUUUCGACCUGUCCGGCAUGUUUGACUUAUCGGAGGGUUCGACAGGAGGAGAGCGAUUCGUAUCGGAGGAGUCGCCGGAGAGGAUAAUCUGGGAGAUCGAGGAGGUGGUGAGGGCGGAGGAGGGGGUGGAGGUGGUGAGGAGGAAGGAUCGUGGGGUGAAGGUGGAAGGGCAGAACGGGGAUUUCGUGGUUACGGUUGAGAUCCACCGGUUAACGGAGAAGCUGGUGGUGGUUGAAAUUAAGAGGAGGGAGAGCGAGGGCGGACCUAGUCGGGAGACGUGGAAAGAUAAGCUGAGGCCCCAGCUGAGUCGUCUUGUUUACAAACCGGAACGGCGGGUUACCGGUAGUUAAUUAGUGAAAAGUGGGACUUUUGCUUUUGUCUUUAUUUAUAUGCCAAUCAUUGAAUUUUUUUAUUUUAUUUUUUUAUUUUGAUACGCGCCAAUCAUUGAUGAGAACUCCUAAUGGGAGAUUAGAUUGCUUUGCUACUUUUCAAAUUGUGUACGACUUCUCAGAAUCUCUGCCAAUCGGAAAAGCGAUGUAUAAACCUAGUGAUAAUCCAUUUUGGGCAAAGUUAUUUUUACUCUA
This is a messenger RNA of Rhododendron vialii, 1957 nucleotides long. Its product is annotated as CBL-interacting serine/threonine-protein kinase 14-like. Gene Ontology annotation, molecular function: protein kinase activity; ATP binding. NCBI's taxonomy places the organism in Eukaryota, Viridiplantae, Streptophyta, Magnoliopsida, Ericales, Ericaceae. Bases 404 to 1723 code for a protein of 439 amino acids. The transcript has a single exon. The record is from RefSeq and is a predicted model, not a curated record. Gene Ontology annotation, biological process: protein phosphorylation; signal transduction.